Messenger RNA from Limanda limanda (common dab), 346 nucleotides. RefSeq names its product ATP synthase membrane subunit j (gene atp5mj). Bases 92 to 250 code for a protein of 52 amino acids. NCBI's taxonomy places the organism in Eukaryota, Metazoa, Chordata, Actinopteri, Pleuronectiformes, Pleuronectidae. The transcript is spliced from 4 exons. The record is from RefSeq and is a predicted model, not a curated record. Gene Ontology annotation, cellular component: mitochondrion.
GAAGAAGCAUUUCCACCCACGACUUUGACGUGAAGCUUCCGGUAGCAUCAGCGGCUCUUGACCUUCCUGCAGCAGCGAGACGAACUGAGAGAUGGCUGGACGUGUGUUUGCAUCUUGGUGGUCCAAGAUGGGACCUUACUACACAAAGGCAUUCCCAGAGAUGUGGGUCGGCCUGGGCAUCAUGUCGUACCUGUACUACAAAGUCUCCUAUGGAGGCAAGACAGCCGUGAAGGACAAGCCUACCCACUGAGUUCUCCACCGUGCUGAUGACCCCCCCACCCGCUGUUAAAUAAAGUCGCCUGUCAUGAAUUUGUUAAUAUGGAAGAAAUAAAGUUCUUAUCCGACA